Molecule: messenger RNA, 1044 nt
Organism: Naumovozyma castellii
Lineage: Eukaryota; Fungi; Ascomycota; Saccharomycetes; Saccharomycetales; Saccharomycetaceae
Product: elongation of very long chain fatty acids protein
Exons: 1
Coding region: 1-1044 (347 amino acids)
Source: RefSeq, a predicted model, not a curated record
AUGGAACAAAUUAUUAACAAUUCAACGAUACCUGAGACUUUUCUCAGUAACGUCGAGUUAAAUUCAUGGAUUAGCUACCAUGUCCCAUCUGUGGAACAUCCAUUUGGCUUAGAAUUAUGGCCAAUCUUUUCUAAAGUAUUCAAUUUUAUCGUUGGUUAUCCAGCUGAAGAGUUUAGAUUUGUUUACAAUGAAACAUUCUUAGCUAAUGGAUACCAGGCCAUUGGAGUCAUUAUAGUGUAUUACAUUAUAAUUUUUGGAGGUCAAUUUAUUUUAAACCUAUUUAAGGCUUCGCCAAUGAGAUUAACUAUUUUGUUCCAAAUGCACAAUAUAUUCCUAACUUCCGUUUCGUUCAUCGUCUUGAUGCUACUAUUAGAGCAAUUAAUCCCUAUGGUUUAUCAUCAUGGAUUAUUUUGGGCUAUCUGCUCCAAGGACGCAUUUACCCCCAAGUUAAUUACCCUUUACUACUUAAAUUAUCUAACCAAAUUUUGGGAAUUACUUGAUACGGUUUUCUUAAUCCUAAAGAGAAAAAAGUUGAUCUUCUUACAUACCUACCACCAUGGUGCUACCGCCUUAUUAUGUUACACUCAACUGAUGGGCCAUACUUCUGUUGAAUGGGUUCCAAUUACUUUAAAUCUAGGUGUCCAUGUCAUCAUGUAUUGGUAUUAUUUCCUAAGCUCAUGUGGUAUUAGAGUUUGGUGGAAACAAUGGGUUACCAGAUUCCAAAUUAUUCAAUUUUUAAUUGAUUUAGGUUUUGUUUACUUUGCCACUUAUACCUUUUAUGCAAAUGAAUACUUUGCUGAAUAUUUACCUCAUAUGGGGUCAUGUUAUGGGGAGGAAAUUGCUGCAGCUUAUGGCUACAUGAUUUUGACUUCAUAUUUGGUAUUAUUUAUUUCCUUUUAUGUUAGCUCUUAUAAGAUGGCUGGCAAGAAAAGUAAAAAGGAACACGAGAAGAAAAACUCUGUAUCCAAGAAGGAUAGGAAAGGAGAUGCUGUUUCAACCACCAGCAAACGUAAUGUGACUACUGCCACCUCGAGGAAAGUAUAA